AUGCCAGACGUCACCGCGAACGGCGACCCGGGGGAGCGACCGCGGAAGCGCGCCCGAAAGUCGCGCGGCACGGGGCUCCGGACCACCACCGGAUGUUUAACGUGUCGGAAGAGGCAUAAGAAAUGCGACGAGAAGCGCCCAGUGUGCGGUCCCUGCUCCAUCUCGGAUCGCCAGUGCGCUUUUCCCGAGAACGGCUCCGCAACCGUCUCGGCCUCGGUGACGUCGGCGCAGUCCACGCCGGUACGAGGACAGCCGACAGUCGUCGGCGGCAACCAUCGGCAACCGGAAUCUGCCCAGGAACGGCAACCAGAGACUUCGUCGUUGAGCCCUGCUCCUGCACGGCAACCUGAUGUAUCGAACGACUACGGCAGCCACGUCGGCCAAGCGCUGCCAGCUGCCGGCGAGGAGCAGCUGGCCUCGGCGCAGGGCGACGGUGGCUUCAUCUGCUCGCCGCAGUCCAUCUCCUCCGAGUCGUGGUCUGCCAACUUUGCCUCCAUCCGAUGGCUGGACCUGCUGGCCAGCGACGCCGUGCAGGCCGACAACGGCUACCCGGCGCUGGCCAACGGGCUGCUGCUCGCCGCCGACGGACAAGCGCCAGCGCCGCGGCUCCCGCAUCAGGCGACGCCUAUCCUGGUGCACGUCUCCCCCGCGCUGCUCAACGGCCAGGCGCAGCUGCCGGACGACCUGGACCCGGAGCUCGAGCGCACCGCGUGGCAGUCCGGCGGCGACGUGGAGCUCUCCGCGCACGAGGCCACGCUCUUCCGGCACUUUGCCGACCGCUGCGCCUCGUGGCUGGACGUCUUCGACCCGCGGCGGCUCUUCUCCAGCUACGCGAUCCGGCUCGCGAUCCGGAACGCGGGGCUGAUGAAGGCGAUCCUGGCGCUGUCCUCGAAGCACCGGCACGGCAGCGACGGCGCCGAGCACGAGGAAGGGGAAUGGAUCCGGUACUACUACGAGACGCUGCAGUACGUGCGCGAGGCGCUCCGGUACCCGAGCUACUCGCACUCGGAGGAGCUGCUGGCGACGGCGCUGACCAUCUCGGCGUACGAGAUGCUCGACGAGGCCGACGGCAGCGGCAACUGGCAGCGCCACCUCAAGGGCAUCUUCUGGAUCCAGCGCAGCCAGGACGUCGACGGCGGCUGCGGCGGCCUGCGCCAGGCCGUCUGGUGGGCCUGGCUGCGGCAGGACGUCUGGGCCGCCUUCCGCGAGUCCCGCGCCUGCCUGAGCUUCUGGGCGCCGCGUCGGGCGAUUGGCGAGCUGGAUCAAGAUGAGCUGGCGGACCGGGCGAUCUACAUCCUCUCGCAGGCCAUCAACUACCGCGCCGCCGCGCUGCAGCAGGCGGGAGGAGCGGGGGGGGGGAAGCUGGCGAAGCAGCGGGAGAGGUUGGCCGGCAUGAUGGAGCAGUGGCGGGCGUGCAUCGGCGACGAGUACAAGGUUCUGCCCACGCCGAGGGAUGAACCCGGCGCCGGCGCCGAGGCGGAGGUGUUCACGCCGCUGUGGAUCCACCCGCCGCAGUUCGGCACCGCACUGCAGGCUUUCAGCUUCGCGCAGAUCCUGCUGACCCUGCACGGAGGCGAGGCGGGUGGGUUCCGCGGGUACUUGAAGAUGCAGCGGACGCUAUCAGAGGCGGUCAACACCAUUUGCGGGAUCGCGAUGCGGCUGACGGAGGAGGGCUGCCAGGUGCUGUCGGCUCAGUGCCUGUACGGCGCGGGGCUGUGCGUGACGGAGGCGGCCCGGAGGGAGAGGAUCGUGAGGUUGAUGGAGGAUUGUGAGGCGCGCGUGGGAUGGCCGCCGAUGGCGAGGUGGAGGGAGGAUUUGAGGAGGGACUGGGAGAGGGCGGACGCGGAUGAUUACGGUGGGCGUGGUGAUGAUGGGCGGUGA
Molecule: messenger RNA, 1881 nt
Organism: Cordyceps fumosorosea ARSEF 2679
Lineage: Eukaryota; Fungi; Ascomycota; Sordariomycetes; Hypocreales; Cordycipitaceae
Product: Fungal transcriptional regulatory protein
Exons: 2
Coding region: 1-1881 (626 amino acids)
Biological process (GO): positive regulation of transcription by RNA polymerase II
Cellular component (GO): nucleus
Molecular function (GO): DNA-binding transcription factor activity, RNA polymerase II-specific; transcription cis-regulatory region binding; zinc ion binding
Source: RefSeq, a predicted model, not a curated record